AUGGCUGAUCUAUCCAACCAACAGGGUGCGAAGAUUACCGUGCACUGGCUAAACAAAUCCCGCGGCCAACGCAUAGUCUGGCUCCUCGAAGAACUGCACCUAACCUACGACAUCGCCGUCUACAAGCGCGACGCCAACAAGCGCGCGGGCCCCGAACUCAAAGCCAUCCACCCUUUGGGAAAAUCGCCCACGGUGAGCAUCCGGCCCGCAGGCGCAGACAAGGACAUUGUGAUUGCGGAGAGCGAGGCGAUUGUCGAGUACAUCUGUGAGCAUUUUGGGAGGCAGUUGAUUCCGAGGAGGUAUCCGGAGGGGAAGGAGGGGGUUGUCGGCGCGGAGACGGAGGAGUGGAUGCGGUAUAGGUUCCUAAUGGCCUACACCGAAGGCUCCCUCUUCACAAUCCUCAUAACCGCCCUAAUAACCUCGACCCUAAAGUCCUCGCCCGUCCCCUUUUUCCUCAAACCCAUCACAUCCGCCGUCGCCAGCAAAAUCGACUCUUCCUUCGUCGACCCCGAAUUGAAGUCUCAUUUCGAUUUUCUCGAAAAUUACCUCCUCGAAUCGCCGUCACAAGGCAAAUUCUUCUGUGGCGACGACCUCACGGCCGCGGAUAUCAUGAUUCAUUUUGGACUGGAGGGUGCGUGUCAGAGGGUGGGGUUGGGGGAGAGCAAGUAUCCGAAGCUGUAUGAGUAUAUGAGGAGGUUGCAGGGGAGAGAGGGGUACGUUAGGGCGGCCAAGAGGGUGGAGGAGGUGAGUGGGGAGAAGUUUGUGCCGUUUAGUGAUGCCAAGUUGUGA
This is a messenger RNA of Pyrenophora tritici-repentis Pt-1C-BFP, 789 nucleotides long. Its product is annotated as Gst, Glutathione S-transferase. NCBI's taxonomy places the organism in Eukaryota, Fungi, Ascomycota, Dothideomycetes, Pleosporales, Pleosporaceae. The record is from RefSeq and is a predicted model, not a curated record.